Molecule: messenger RNA, 5253 nt
Organism: Dromaius novaehollandiae (emu)
Lineage: Eukaryota; Metazoa; Chordata; Aves; Casuariiformes; Dromaiidae
Gene: ARHGAP1
Product: Rho GTPase activating protein 1
Exons: 13
Coding region: 172-1485 (437 amino acids)
Biological process (GO): small GTPase-mediated signal transduction; negative regulation of endocytic recycling
Cellular component (GO): cytoplasm
Molecular function (GO): GTPase activator activity
Source: RefSeq, a predicted model, not a curated record
CCGGACGGCUUCCCGUGGCGCGCGGGGCGGGCGCGUUUCCGUGGCGACGGGCGGCGCUUCCGGCGGGCGGCGGAUGCUGCGGGGCAGGCGGGCGGGCGGCCGGGGCGGCGGCGCGCGGGCCGGCAGUAUUCCUUCUAGACUCUGCAAAACAAACUGCAGUAUUUGGGGACCAUGGCCACAGACCCGCUGUCAGAGCUUCAGGAUGACCUGAAUUUGGAUGAUACCAACCAAUCCCUCAGCCAGCUCAAACUGGCCUCCAUAGAUGAUAAGGACUGGCCAGUGGAUGAAGUCCCUGCUUUCCCCAAAUCAGAGGACUCCAAAGGCUCUCCUGAGCCUGUCACUCACCUGCGGUGGGAUGAUCCCUACUAUGAUAUCGCCAGGCACCACAUCGUGGAAGUAGCAGGUGAUGACAAGUAUGGAAGGAAAGUCAUUUUGUUCAGUGCCUGCCGGAUGCCCCCAAGCCAUCAACUUGAUCAUGUGAAACUGCUGGGGUACCUGAAGUUCACAUUGGACCAGUAUGUGGAGAGUGAUUACACACUGGUGUAUCUGCACCAUGGCCUCACCAGUGAGAACAAGCCAUCCCUGAGCUGGCUGCGGGAUGCCUACAGGGAAUUUGAUCGCAAGUACAAGAAGAACAUCAAAGCGUUAUAUAUUGUACACCCGACUAUGUUCAUCAAGACCCUGCUGAUUCUCUUCAAACCCCUGAUCAGCUUUAAGUUUGGACGAAAGAUUUUUUACGUGAACUUCCUUAGUGAGUUGGAGGAGUACGUGAAGCUGGAGCAAUUGGGAAUCCCAAGUCAAGUACUGAAAUACGAUGAAUAUCUGAGAUCCCUGCAGAAACCUUCACAAGUUCCGCAGAAGCCAAUACCCCCACGCCCACCACUGCCAAACCAGCAGUUUGGAGUCUCGCUCCAGCAUCUACGGGAGAAGAGCCCCGAUCAGUUGUCUGUUCCUCUGGUGGUCAGGGAGACCAUUGCCCAUUUGCAAGAGCAUGCUCUUGCAACAGAGGGGAUUUUCCGGAGAUCAGCAAAUACACAGGUUGUCAGGGAGGUCCAGCAAAAAUACAACAUGGGUGUGCCAGUAGAUUUCCAGCACUAUGAAGAUGUCCACCUCCCUGCUGUGAUCCUCAAGACCUUCUUGAGGGAGUUACCUGAGCCCCUCCUCACUUUUGACCUCUACAGCCAUGUUGUCAGCUUCCAGAGUGUGGAGGAGGUGAAUCGUGUGGAUGUUGUUCGCAAAACACUCCAGACUCUGCCAGAAGAGAACUACCAAGUGCUUUGUUUAUUGACAGCCUUUCUGGUGCAGGUCUCUGCUCACAGUGACCGAAACAAGAUGACAAACACCAACCUAGCGGUUGUUUUUGGCCCAAAUCUGCUGUGGGCCAAAGAUGUAGCCAUCACCCUCAAAGCCAUCAACCCCAUCAAUACCUUUACGAAGUUCCUGCUGGAUCACCAGGAGGAGCUGUUUGAGGAUGUGGAGGCCUGAGCCCAGGCCAGCCUACACUAGCACACUGUGCCCACCUUCUUUCCCACCUUGUCUUGGAGCUGUGACCAAGGUGUUUCCAGUGCAAAGGGACCAUUGAUUCCCCAGGUGAUGAGCAGAACGAGGGCUGUGGAGAUGGUGGAAUAAGUGUGUGAGUGAGUGAGCAGGAGACCUGCUGCUCCAGGUGGGGAGGGGAGCUGGUCUCCUGGCUGCUGGGGGUGGAGUCCUAGCCCACCUGCCAGUCUGUGCAGCUCUUCCAGGGCUCAUCACCAGUCUGCUCCCAUGUAAGCUGACCUUCCUUCCUUUCUUCCUUCCCUCACGUGGUUUUUCUGCCCUCCUGGUCCUUUCCAAAGCAAAGACCUAAUUUGUUUAAACACUCCCCAAAGUCCCAGCUCAUCCCCCUUGCCUCAGCUGGGCUAUUGAGGCCAGGGCAGGCUUUCUGGGUUUUUUUGGCAGAGAUGUUCUUGCCGUGAGUCCCAUCUUCUCAGCACUGAACAUGCAUCCUGCCUUUCCCCAAAGGCACCUGAAGCAGUGAAGGGAGCAGGUAGCCCUUAUGCUUUAGGUAGCAUGCACUAGGCAAACACCACUCUGGAGCCUGUGUUUUUGGCAGGCAAGUGAAGGAGAGGCUCAGGGUACCUGGGCUGCAUGGGCCUGCCAGACUCCGACACAGGGGAGCUGAGCUUAGCCCACCCCCCUUUGAGAUGUCCUCCAGAUACUCUUCAGCUUUUGCUGGGGUAUGGUGGGUGAGGUGCCUCCCACAGUUACCCACUCAGGUGUUAAUGUCUCUCUAGCAGCAUUUCCAGCCUUGUUGGGAAGGUUCAUGCCCACCCUGGCUGUGUGUGGGGCCUGGUUGGGGCCAUUUACAGAUAACGAAUCUGAAUUGCAGGGGGCAAGUGCCCUAGUGACACUGAACUGCUGAAUACUAUGAUGAUCACUGCCUUUCCCUGUGGCAACAACACAAGGCCUCUUCGACCCCUUCAGGCACAUAUAUCUGUGCUAACUGGCACAGAGUGCCUUGGCCAUUCUUUUUCUCUUCGGUUUGAGCAGAACUUUCUCCAGCACAACAUAACGGAGAGCAUGGCCUUGAGGGAAGGUCUGAGGACUGGGGCUAACCCUUACUUUGGAGUACAGAAGACCUGGCUUUCAAGUCUCCGCCCAGGUGCUGAACACUCAUGUGCCAAAGCUAUGAGGGAAAAGCUUCUCCAUGCUGAGGACCUUUGGCCUAUCUCCUGCUUGGUUCAUGCUUCCCUUCCAUCCUACAUGGAAGCCUGAUCUGAUGCAUCCUAUAUGCCUUGGGCAUGGCUGGAGAAAUCUGUUUGUCUGCAAGGCAGGCUUAGAGCAAGAUGGGCCCAGUGUCUUCCCAAAGUAGCUACAACACAGUGCUUCACUGUUGGUUUUGGAUUGUGACAUUCCCCUUACUUGAGCUAAAAGAGAUCCCUCUCCUUAGCCUGGGCCUGAGAGAGUGUUAGUGAGGAAAAUUCUAGCCUUACUUCACCAGUGUGUUUUAUCUUGUGCCCUGCAUGCCUGGGUCAGUCUUGCUCCGUGCUGAACCUACCCACAGGGACAAAUAUGUUGGACCAAGCAGAGCUCAUUUUUUAAAGUCAUUGGAUUCUAAAUGGAAUUUACUUUUUCAUAGUAUUUUAACCUGCUUUUAAACACUGAUCAAAAGUUGGUGCCCUUGUUGUAAUCAAAAUAAGUGACAGGCUGCUGAUGAAUAUCAACAGCAGGAAUUGUGGAAAUUGCUAUUUCUGCUAAGCUCCAUAAUGGGGAUGGGUGUGAACAUAGGCAGCUCUGUGAGGCAGCAGAUGUCCAGCCAGCUGAUGUGGGGCAUCUGUGGGGGCAUUGCAGAUCCAGCCAGCUGGCUUGGGGAAUGUGUGAGGCAGUGCAGGUCUGUCCAGCUGGGGUGGGGAAGGCACACCAGUGCGUGGGUGGGAACAGUGAGCCAGAAGCUGAAUGUUUCUAAGGCUGGAUCAAGGGAUGUUUGAGGGCAGGACUGGGUCUGAUCCCUGCUAGAUGCUGGGGGACUUUGCCUUAUGGAGGCUACCAGGCUACUUAGUUUCCCUCCCAUAAGAGGAAGAUUCUUCCGUGUUUGGCUAGGAUAUGAAUGGUUUCAGCCUGGACAAUUCACAGCAGUAGCCAAAUAAUGUUUGGAGGUAGAGACGCUCAGCUCCUAAUUCACCUUUGAUCUCUGCUGGAGUGAGUUAGGAGGGCUGAUAUGCUGUGGAGAAGUACUCUGCCAGGAUAGACAGUGUGGGGAGAGGUGUACUUGGCCCAGUAUUUGCUUUAAGAGUCAAGGCUUACUUGACAGCCUGGGAGGAGCAUAGAGGCUGAAUGAGCCCAGGACAGCCACUCUUUUCCUUUCCCUGUGAGCACCUUGCUCUGUGUAGGCUUCAGUGUGGGGUGAGCCUGGGUGCUCUGACUGUAUCUAUAGCUGAUUCUGGCCUUGCUUGUAUCUCCCUAGAGGAAAGGCAAACCCAGCUAACUUCUCCAGGGACAAACAAGCUGAAGGCCAGGAGCUUGGAAUGGGAAGUGCCUAUGUGCUGGGGCACAAGGCCUUGACCCUACUCGCAGCCCUAGCUCUCUGGAGAGGGUAGCAAGUACCAUUCCCUGCGAGAGGAGCAGGACUGGGGGUAGCUUAGCUCCUCUCCAGGGAGGGAGCAGGGAUUGCUGCAAGUGUCUGUGUUCUGUCUUUUUUUUUUCUUUCUUUUUUUAAUGAAUUCUUGAAGUGAUGUUUCCUUUUUUUAGUGAAAUGAAGCCUGGUGCAUUCCCUGCAGGCAGGGAUAAAGCCUGCUUCAGGUCAGUGCCUGCGGGGAGCAGAUUUGAAGGGUGUUCAGGAAGCUCCUACUGCUCAUGGUGGGAAAGUGCUUGUAAAUCCUUGAAAGGACCCAGUGUAAAUGUCCCCUUUCCUCUGCAGCUUCUCAUGCCGGAGCUGCCAAGGCUCCUGGAGCAGGCACAGUAACUGGGGCUGCUUUUGCUUCUGCAGUCUGCUCUCCUGAAUGCCUUUUAUUGAAAUAUCCCUCCCAUGAUUUGGGCAAGGAACUGGCCUGGGCCUGCCUGCAGCAUCUGCCCAGUGGGUGGCCACAGGAGCUUGCAUCUGCCAAGCCCGUGGGAUUAAAUUCCCUCCUCACCUGGUCAGCCUCCUCAUGCAGAGUGCCAUAGGCAGGGGCUAGGUUCAGGGGCCUGCCUGGGCUGCUUUUUCUCCUCUCCAUAUAAGUGGGGGGCAGUAUCUGUUUAGGGAGCUGGUCUUUAUCAUUUUUCUCCUUAUCAUAGAGCUGUGUAGGGUUCUCUUCCCUAGCUUGUCUUUCAGAUUAGCUAUUAGCCUUUUCUCUGAGGGGGUAGAGAAUUUAUUCCACUUCCAGCAUCUGCAUUUUAGCACCUAGACCAUUCCCCUCUGCUAAGCCCAGUGCUAUCUUAAUGGCCCCAAUGGCUCCCUGGCCCAAGCUAUAUUACUGACAUCAGAGCCAUUGGGUGAUGCAGAUGGUGGUGGGGCCAUCUGGAUGCCUUGUGGUAGUGUCUGCUCAUUUGAUAGAGGGCUGAGGGCCAGUUUGGCCCUCGUUUCCUCUUUUAUUUGCGGAGCCCUUGUGCAAAACUUCUGGCUUUGCUUUUGUUGCUAGUGUUCCCUGCCUUCUUUUCUAUUGAUGUUUAUCAGGUGCUGGGCUGGGGUUUUCACAGUGGUAUCAGUUCACAUUCAUGUUUAUUUCCUUCUAAGCUGCACCAAUCUUAUAUUUCACAGUUUGCACUUUUUGUAUUUCAAUAAAAAUCAAAACCUAA